AUGGGAAAAUCAGCAAAAUUUUAUAAACGUCAGACUCGAAAAGAACGAAAGAUCCAAUCACUUACUGCAGAAGCACUAGGUUCAUCUUCAUCCUUGCCUAAAUCAUCAUCUAUCGCUAUCACCACGAAAUUCAAAAAAACAUCGUCAAAAAAGUCCACUUUUACUUCAUCUUCAUCAUCCAAAAUCAAAGCCAAUUCAAUAAAGACGCAUCGGGACGAACUUUUAAAGUCUAUUCUAAAAGGAUCGGAAGUAAAGUCCCAGGAUAAAAUCACGACAAAGAAUAAUCACGAUGACAGCGUGAAACAAGAUCAGAUGGAUGUAGAUGAUAAUAAAGGUGGCAAAAAGAAAAAAGAGCGAAGAAAAACCAACGAAGGGAGGCCGGAUUAUGUAGACAUAUUUGGGGGAAAGAAGACCUUUAAAAAGAUUUAG
Molecule: messenger RNA, 429 nt
Organism: Ambispora leptoticha
Lineage: Eukaryota; Fungi; Glomeromycota; Glomeromycetes; Archaeosporales; Ambisporaceae
Source: the annotation of a GenBank genome assembly